Nylanderia fulva is the source of this 4524-nucleotide messenger RNA. Lineage: Eukaryota; Metazoa; Arthropoda; Insecta; Hymenoptera; Formicidae. The record is from RefSeq and is a predicted model, not a curated record.
CGAGAAAUUAUUAUUCUCAUUUCGUUUAUUCAAUUUACAUACACCGGUAUCGGUACGUUUCCUAUAAUAAUACGGAACGUCAUGUUUGAAAUGUAGCAAUUAAUUGCCAUUGACAAUUCGAAAUGUCUUAUAGCUGACCCGUACGUAUGCUUUACACCUACGCCUCGUGCGCGGGCGUCGCGACGGAGGCGUCGUACUACGUAGUUUUGCUCUUGCGAUGACCUUGGAAACUCCUACGCUCCUUUCAGCGCCGGGUAGCUCUGGUGGGGAUAUUCGUUCAUCGACGUCCCACCCACUCACGCCGGGGUAACUUCCGCCCCUCCGAAUCACGAUAUUCGCUACACAUCGAUGCCAGGAGAAUCUAGGAUGUACUCGUUAAUGUAUUCAUGGAGGAUUGACCGCUCCUGUGUGACUCAAUGCAACACCUGUUCCUCUCUCGGGGGAUGAAAUCCGACUUGUCCGAUCGACCCUGGCUGGCGGCUGAAGGUCGUCGUCGUCGUUGGAGGGUAGAAGAGCGGGAGGCGAGGGAGCGAGAAAGGGAGGGUUUGGAUGCCGCAGUGCUCCCGCGAGCGCGAGCAAAUAAAAGUCCAAGCCCGGCAUUGAGCGGGUGCCUCCAUUCAUGGAUUCCGGGCGCAGGCGCCUCGUCGCGAAACCGCAUGGCGUUGCCCGGGGAAGGGGUUCGCGAGAGAAGUCACCUACGCUGUGCUCCCCCGGCAUCGCGAUACGUGGGCGACGCGGGUGAUUCAGAGGUAGAGCGAGCCGGAGUAAGGGCGGACCAGUUCUGUUCCUCUCGCGCGCCGGCUCGACUCGCCGCGAGAGACCCGGCUUCGACAGAGGGUGACUCUGACAUAAAAGAGAGAAAGGAAGGAAGGGAAGACCAAAAUUCGAGGACCGUUCUCUUUCGCGCCUCUCGAGAUCUUCGCCCUGACGGGUUUCGCUUCGCGAAGCGGUGUUGCUUCUCGGCUUUUUCUCCACGUCUUUCUUCUACCCUCGACGAGCGAUGGCUCGCGUUCGCCGACACGUCAAAGAUGGAGGGAAUGAAAAGUUUCGAAGUACGAAAGGACAUCAAAAAUAUUCCAUUCCAAGUUAUCCCCAAUUCGGAUCCCACGAGCCGAGCUCGACUACUACUGCUAAGUAGUCGAGCUCGAGCUUAUGCGAGACAAGCCGGCUUUCGGAGAAACGUCGGGAUUCUGCUCACCUGCGUCCGACACCUCGUAUAAACACCGGCUAUAUCCUGUCCAGUCGUCAAAGGCAUUAAAUCUUGAAAAAGUACGUAAAUACGAAAAAGAGAGGCAUGCUCGCUGCACGUCAGUUCGACUACUUCGCGGACGAACAUUCAUACGAGAGGAAAACAAGAUUUUUCAAUAGUGCGGCACGAGAUACCUCUUUAGAGUUUUAUCAGCAAUUUUUACCCGUCACCAUGAAUCAAUUAAAGUCUCCCCGCAACAGGGUAGAUUAUAAUCGCCAUUUCAUGCAACUGACAAAUAAGCCUCGAAAGCAAGAAGACCAGCACUUCACGCCCAAAAGACUUAGUAACGUGAGAAAAGCUCGAUCGUUUUCAAGUCCCAGCCCGGAGAGGUUCAUGAGGCACUUUUCUCCGGGGAAACUUUCGCAGCAGCAUCCAAAUAGCAAUUUGUCAAGCCAGUCGAUUUUCAAUCAAGCAGAUUCCUCAUUUCUAUAUCAACCAAGGCUAUAUAAUCAAAGCAUGGUCGUCGGUUCGCUAGGUUCUACAGGUGACAGUCGACCAGGCUCUUCGGAUGACAGUCUAGCGAACCGAUCUUCGCCGAUUCGCCAGCUGGAUACCAGUUCACCAGACGAUUUCGGGUACUUUCGAAUGUUUGAGGAUGCUAGUAUACCAGACGUCUCCGGUCUGAGCUUUUCGAGCGCCCCUAAUUCAAGCGAGAACUGCCAAGCGGAUUGCGAGACGUUCGAAGAUCUCAACAUGAAUUUUCUCAAGUUCGAUUUGCUGGACAUAAACGACAACUAUUCCAUACGACAGCCAUCUGAGCAGUUGAUCCACAAUUCGAAUGUCCAGAGCGAUAUGUCCAGCGUGCCACUGAUGACGUUGGCAACGAAAGAGUUAGAAAUAACGCAGGAUAUGGGACAAGAUAGCUACUCCGAACAAAAAUCACCAGAGCAACAAAUCCAUAGUCCGAACCUUCAGAGAGAUGAGCCAUUGAUGCCGUUGAUGCCGAAGACAUUUGAGAUUGUGAAUGAGAUGGAGAAGGAUGACGAUGCCGGAAAUAUCCAGAGAGACGUGUCUAGCGUACCGCUGAUGGAGAACGAGCUAGAACUGGCAAAGGAGACAGAGAUAGCGACAGAGAUUGAGAAUAAUCAAUCGCUCGACCAUUCAUCGAACGAUACAUUGCCGUACCAUUGCGGUAAACAUCCAUACACUCAGCUGCUUUACUGUCAAACCUGCUGCAAGUCGGUUUGCAAAGAGUGCGCCGUUCAUUGCACUUGUAAACAUGUGACGGUUGAUCUCGUAGAGUUCACUGAGACCGCUCAACGUCAAGCUGAAGACGUAUUAAUGGAAGCCUAUCUUGGGAUAGACGUUCUUGCUGAUGAUAUGGAAAAUAUGGGGUUGGAUAUUGCAGCGUUAGAUCAGAGAACCAGGGAGGCGCUUAGCGAUGUGAAGUUCUUCUCACGUAGAAUGUGGUCUGCCGUAGAAGAGAGGGAGAAGAAAUUAUUUAAGCAAAUUGUGGAGGCGCGACGAUGGAAGUUCGAGGUUCUUCACGAAAGAUAUAUGCAUUUGAAAGAGGAUAAGAGUCGGCUGGCGCAUGCCGUAAGCGCCCUUAAAUACGCCAUCUACGACGCGCGAUUUCCCAAUCUCGCGUGUAAUCCCGACGAUCUUUUGAAAAGGAAAGACAUGGUGUUGGCUGAGAUCUGGCAGAUUCGUCAGAAUCGGAAGAUGAAGUCCCGGUCUACUCGAGAAGAGAAUUGGAUCUCGUUCAAGAGUUCCGACAGCAAUGUAUUGGCCGUGAUCGCCAACGGCGGAAACGUCUUGCUGAACAGUCCGGGCACGAUCGGAGAUCGUCUACCAUCGAAUCGCGAUUAUAGAUUAUCGCAAUACUUUCCGUACGGACUCAACGAGCAAAUGAUGCAACCGAUACCGCGCGGUCGCCCAAUAGCGAAUUAUGAGCGCAACAUCGUUCUUCCGAAUAGAAAAGCCGACUUGCAGAUCAAGAGCACGGAUGUCCAGAUCAUCGGCCACUUUGGUGAAAACAAUGCCGAAAACCUCUGUCGCCCGUGGGGAUUAACCUGCGAUAAUGAGGGUAACAUCAUAGUGAGCGAUAGAUCAAAUAAUCGCAUACAGAUUUAUCGCGACGACGGCACGCUUGUCAGGAAGUUCGGAAGCUACGGCAAUGGUCCUUGCCAAUUUAAUCGUCCAGCAGGAAUCGCCGUCGACGCCCGACGUCGCCUCAUCGUCGUCGACAAGGAUAACCAUCGCAUCCAGAUCUUAACGAUGGAAGGUGAGUUCCUGAGGUCCUUUGGCGAGCAUGGCGAAAAACAAGGCCAGUUUUGUUAUCCGUGGGACGUGGCGGUAAACACUGCUUGCGAAAUCGCGGUCACAGACACCAGAAAUCACCGCGUCCAGUUGUUUAGCGCCGAGGGUAUUCCGCUGCGUAUGUUUGGCGGUCAACAACAUCUGCUCAGGUAUUUGGAUUCGCCGCGCGGCAUCUGUUUCAAUCAGGAGGGCAAGCUCAUCGUCACGGAUUUCAACAAUCAUCAUUUAUUAAUAAUCGAGCAUAAUAUGACGGAUAUGCGUAUACUUAAGUGCGAGAAAGAGUUAAAGGGCAAGAAGCAGGACGGCAGCGGAGAAAACGACGGGCAAAACGACGAAAACGCACCUACGUUUCAGAGACCGCAGGGCGUAAUAGUGGCCGACGACGGUAGCAUCCUCGUUGCGGACUCUCGCCAUAAUUCGAUCAAGGCGUUCAACUCGGUCGGCUCAUUAAUCUAUUCGUACAAGCCGGGUCAAGACGAAAUGGAUCGUCCGCUCGGCAUAGCCCUUUACUGGGAUGGUAGAAUGGCGUUCACGGAUUACGGCCGUAAUUACGUGCGCUUAGUAAGACUGGAACAUCAUGUGGAUCCGGUCUCGAGGAAUGCUAUUAUGUUCGGUUGAUAUCCUAGGAUAUCAAAUGCAUUAUCCUGGUGAAUCAAUCGAGAUGCAGACAAGAAGAACGAGAUUCUUGUUUGCAAAACGUACGAACGGCAUCAAUUGCCGCAACUUUUACAAUAGCAACGCGUGGCGAGAUUUUUAAUUAUCUACUUUCUGCCACCAGUAAAUUGCUGUAGGAUAUAAUGUUUGAAAAUUUAAUGUUUUGUUAAAAACGCGAAAAAUUAUGACAAAAAUAUUUUCAGCGGUGAAAAUAACAAAUAAGUAAUAAACGUGAGAGAGAUGAAAGUUAUGCAUGCUCAACGCCGUUUUGCGUUUUCUCGAUAAAUAUAUAUAUUACACACAUCUCCAAUCGAUUUUCGAAAUUAAAAGUUUAUUUUGUAUUUAUUUUCCUUUUUUAUCUU